Molecule: messenger RNA, 2675 nt
Organism: Diachasmimorpha longicaudata
Lineage: Eukaryota; Metazoa; Arthropoda; Insecta; Hymenoptera; Braconidae
Exons: 4
Coding region: 426-2210 (594 amino acids)
Source: RefSeq, a predicted model, not a curated record
GAAUUUCCGGGGUAUUAAUACAACGCAAGUGCAGCCAACUUCACACCCAGCGUCAGGCGUCACAAUCGGCAGCUUUCAUUUCAGUCGAUCCUCUCCUCUGUCGAUAGAAGUAUCUUAUCGUUAUUAUUCCAGUUGCUUGUUUGUUAACUUCUGAUUAUUCUGAUAUUUCAAGAUUGUGCAUCGACCCUGAACUCAGUCCUCCACGUUUCCUUUGCCAAUAACAUAAUUUUGGCAGUUUUUUGUACAAAGGACUGAACAAUUACGGAAUACCAGCAAUGCAUUAUGUAAAUCGAAUGAGUUCAAGUUUGUGAUUUUUGACUGUAAUCAAUUCAAGUGAAAAUAAAUACAACAGAAGGUGUGGACGACUACUGGAGACACUCCAGGGAUCAGCAUCAUCAUCAUCAACUUGUCUACCAACCCAUGCAAUGACCACGAUGGAUUCAGACUCAGAAAGUCAGGACAGCGACGACGGACGUCGGUUCCGGUUCGAGGCCACCAGGAAAGACUCAACAGCUCCUCUCCACACCUACAGACGAGACACAUCAUCGCAUACCAAUGCCUCGAGACACUGCAGAACGCGAUCGAGGGACAGAACGAGACAUCCACGAGGGGAAUACAGGGACAGUCCUGCCAGCACAAUAGAACGUACCACUGAUCGUAGCCACUACGACGAGCCCCGGAGCUCCAAAGAACGAAAAACUGCGAGCACUGAUUCAGGAAGAAAAAGGGAAAGUGGAAGUAAAAAUAGAGAUAUCAAAAAAUCCCACAAGACAUCGAGAGACACCGAAAGAAGAAAUUCCAGUUGUCGGGACGACAGAGUCCUGAAACAUCGAGAUGAUAAACGAAAACAUUCACGUGACAGAAAUCGAGAGACUAAAAGCAGUGGAAAACUUCGAAAAUAUUCACGAGAUCGUGAUCAACUCCGACGGAGAGAAAAAUCUGGUGAAAGUAAAAAAUCAAGUUACGAAAAAAUUGUGAGUCUCGAUAAAGAAAAGACAAAUAAUUUUGGAGACAAACUCAGUGAAGAUAAACCUGACUCUCAGGAUUGUAAAGACUUGAAUCUGUCUGAUUUUGAUAUUGUGUCAGACACUGAGGGAAAUUCCGAUAAUUCCACCUCAACAGCUAUUGAAUCAGGAAAUGGGGAGAUUGAAAGGCGGAAUUGUAAGGGACCGGUUAAUGAUAAGGUAAAAUUGAGGAGUGAUGAUAAAUCAUCAGGUUCGUAUUUAAGUAACCCUGAUGACUUUUCAGAUUUCUUAUUAGCGUCAACAUCAGCAAAAACGAUUACAGCUGAUGAUAGUGAUAUUCAAAACUCAAAACAUGAUGAGACAGGGUUUGCUAAUUCGAAUGGAAAGAAAGAACCUCAGACAACUGCCAAUAAAUAUGAGGAUAUCGAUGAAGAAAUGUACGGGCCCGCUCUGCCGCCGACAAUCGAAGGAAAUAGUGGUACCAAGUUGAGGAUAAUCGGUCCAACUCUGCCAGAUUAUCUGACCAAUACGAGCACUCAUCAUGUACCUGAUGAAGAGGACAAGACGUUUGGUCCUGCGUUGCCAGAAAAUCUAGGAAAAUUUGAAGGAUCAAGUGGGAGAUCUGAUCGAUCUGCUGGUGAAGCUCGUCUAGCUGAAGGGGAUGAUGAAGAUGGGAGCAUUGGACCACUCCCUGCUGAUCAUCCGACCUUGCAAUAUGAUUUUGUCCAGAAGCAGUUGGAAUACAGAGCUCAGCUCAUAAAAAGAGAACUUGCGGAAAUUGGCGAUGCAGACGACCGAAAGAGGGAGGAAUGGAUGACAGAAUUACCUAGAGUCCAGGGGGUAAAUGGUGGUCUUACAGCCAGAAAAUUCCGCAUGAGAGCUGGCCCAGAUCUGUCGGAUCAAUCGGUCUGGACCGAUACACCUGCCGAUCGGGCAAAAAAAAGGAAAGAAUAUGCAAUGGGCAAGUCAGCGGAGCAAAAUGGAGAACCUAAGAAAAAUUUACCUGACGAGAAGGAGUCAAAAAAGAGAAAAGGAAAAUCAUUGCUCGAGAUGCACCAGAAGAAAUUACACGCAAAGAAAAACAAACAGAAAAAAGAAGACAAAAAGUCCGGAAAACUGCCAGAACGUCGACCCUUCGAUCGCGAUGUUGAUCUUCAGGUCAACCGGUUCGAUAAGGCGCGUCAAAAGAGUAUCUUGAUCAAAGCUGCAGCCCUGGACGAUCGUUUUUCAAGUGGAAAAAUCUAAAUUGUGGAUUGAUCAAGUGAAAAGGACUGAUGGAAGGAAAUGCGGAUUAUUCAAUAUUAAUAAACAAACAAUGACUGGUGCAUUUGGCUGAUGGGACUCAACAACAUUUUUGGGGCCCGCUUAAUGAAUAACUGAACUGAACUGUUCACAGUUCAUCAAAAGAGUUUAUUUUUUAUCCUGGAAAAGGCGAAUGCUGUAGUAAAUGUGACGUUGUGCACCGUUUGCAAUAAUAUUUACUACUGCUCAGGUGGAAGAUUGAAUUAUAAAAUGUAAUCUACACUAUUUCCUUCAAUCUUUCAACGUGAAAAACAAUUUUUUGAAAAUAAAAUCCGAGUAUACAUUUUUUCGAACGUUGUCACGUCGCUUUUCAUUAAAUUUUUUAUCUUUACAGUCAUGUAAUUUUACAUUGGAUUAUUGUCUCUAGAAUAACGUCAAAAAUUAUAAAUAUAUAUUAUUUUUUAAAAA